Messenger RNA from Suncus etruscus (white-toothed pygmy shrew), 1635 nucleotides. RefSeq names its product potassium two pore domain channel subfamily K member 18 (gene KCNK18). Gene Ontology annotation, molecular function: potassium ion leak channel activity. Bases 1 to 1635 code for a protein of 544 amino acids. The record is from RefSeq and is a predicted model, not a curated record. Gene Ontology annotation, cellular component: membrane. Lineage: Eukaryota; Metazoa; Chordata; Mammalia; Eulipotyphla; Soricidae. Gene Ontology annotation, biological process: potassium ion transmembrane transport; stabilization of membrane potential. The transcript is spliced from 4 exons.
AUGAGGCACAACCAGGGAGGCGAUCACCUGGGCGCCACUGCCCCCUUGUGGCCAAGGGCAGGUGGGGCGCAAAAAGGGGCCCCAAGAUUAGAGCGCCCGGGAAGAAAGGCCUUUGUAAACUGGAGCGCUCUGGCAUCACUAAGUUCUAACAGCCCAACACGUUCUGAGCGGGGGGUCUCCAUCCCCCCCCCCGGGCCCACGGCGCCGCUCUCAAGCCCCCAGAAACAGCCGGCCCAGCUGGGGAUUCAGGACCUAGAAGCCUGCAGUUGCGGGAAGGGCCGGGCCCAAAGAGCAACGCCCCGAGCCCCCAAGUGCUCGCAGCACUCCCUCGGCCCCACAAUCCCACACUCGCAAUGCGGGCCACUCCGGGACGCCCUGGGCGCGGAGGCCAAAGGGAGGCGCCUGCACCAGGCACUUAGCGCCAGCGCCGACCAAGCUCGGACGCUCCCCGCCGUCCGGGCUCAGCCCGGCCGCCCGCACAUGCACCUCGGCGCCCGGCUCAGCAUGGAGGAGGCUGCGGGGCUGCCCCGCGGCCCGGUCUGCGGCCAGAGCGCCCUGGGCAAGCUGCUCCCGCGCCUCUGCUUCCUCUGCUCGCUGGUGACCUACGCGCUGCUGGGCGCGCUGCUCUUCUCGCUCGUCGAGGGCGGCCGGGAGCCGGAGGAACCGAACCCCGAGUUUGAACAAUUCAUAAAGAAGCUCCGUGACAUCUUGAAGUGCAACGACACAGUCGAGGAAAGCCAGAAGCACGAUCUUGGGGAACUGCUGAAGACGGUGAAGCCAAGGUGGUUCAGCGGGAAGAGUGAAUGGUCCUUCCUGGGCUCCCUGUUCUUCUGCUGUACUGUGUUCAGCACUGUGGGUUAUGGCCACCUGUAUCCCGUCACCCGGACAGGCAAGUACCUGUGCAUGUUCUACGCUCUCUUUGGCAUCCCGCUCAUGUUCCUUGUCCUCACGGACCUGGGUGACGACCUGGCUGCGGUGCUGUCCAAGGCAUACCGCCACAUCUCCCAGCUCCUCGCCUGGGCCCCCAGACUGUCCCGGAGAUGCUCGCGCCUGCUGCGCCGGCAUAGGCAGGACACCAAGCCCCAGGAGGCUACCUUGCCCCAGAUCAUCAUCCACGAACAAGAGCUCCUGGACUCGCCAAAGCCCAGCAACAACCUGGAGCUGUUUGAGAGGCUCCUGGCCCAGGACAAGCAGCAGACGCUGCGCGUUCCCCCACAGCCCUUGAAGAGAAGCUCCUCAUGUCCCCAGCUGGUGUCAGAGCAGCUGUCGCAGUCAGUCAUCAGCAACCAGCAUGAGGUGGGCCGGCGGGUGGAGAGUCUGGACGUGCCCCUGUACAUCGUCGUGCUGGUGGUCUUAGCCUAUAUAUCCUGCGCUGCUGCACUGCUGCCCAUGUGGGAGGAGGAGCUAGACUUCGAGAACGCCUUCUACUUCUGUUUCAUCACGCUCACUACUAUUGGGUUUGGGGACAUUGCCCUGCAGCACCCGCAUUUCUUCAUGUUCUUUUCCAUCUACAUCCUCAUUGGCAUGGAGAUCCUGUGUAUUGCUUUCAGGCUGGUUCAGAACCGGCUGCUACAUGCCUACAAGCACUCUAUAUUUCUCCUUUCCAAGGUCUUCCCUGCCACGAAGAAAAAAUAA